AUGUUCAUCCCUACCCUACAGGCUCACUGCUCCGAUGAACAGAUGCACUUUCUGGAGCAAGCCAUGACGAUGCAGAUCAUUGGAACUUAUGCUCAGACUGAGUUAGGUCAUGGAACAAACCUCAAAAAACUCGAAACAACGGCUACAUACGAUGCGAAAACACAAGAAUUUGUGCUGAACAGUCCUACCACCACAUCAAUGAAAUGGUGGCCAGGAAAUCUUGGAAAAAGCGCCAACUAUGCUAUUGUAGUUGCGAUUCUGAUGAUUGACGGGAAAAAUUACGGACCACAUAAUUUUUUAGUUCAAAUUCGAGAUCUGGAAACCCAUAUACCAUUAAAAGGUGACUUUUAA
Messenger RNA from Strongylus vulgaris, 351 nucleotides. The record is from the annotation of a GenBank genome assembly. Lineage: Eukaryota; Metazoa; Nematoda; Chromadorea; Rhabditida; Strongylidae.